AGGCGCCGUGGUCCCGGUGAUUUUGGAUGUGACCUUGGAGGACACCGUGGUCACAGCGGCACGCUUCAUCCAGGAGGAGCAGCGGCCACUGGUGGGCCUGGUGAACUGCGCGGGGCUCUCCCGGCGCUUGCCGUUGGAGCUGGAACCCAUGGAGGCGGUAAAGGAGUUGUAUGAGGUGAACGUCUUUGGUGUGACACGUGUGGUCCAGCACUUUCUGGAGAUGCUGCGGUGCUCCAAGGGACGGAUCAUCAACAUUGGUUCAGUGGCGGCCCUGCUGCCGCACCGCGGCAGUAGCAGCUACAGCGGCAGCAAGGCGGCGCUGGAGAUGAUCACGGACACGCUGCGCUUGGAGCUGGCGCCCUGGGAGAUCUCGGUGAGCAUCGUGGAGCCGGGCUACGUGAAGACGCCCCUGGCAGCCAAGCAGAUGGGCGACAACGCCCCGUGGCGCCAGGUGGAUCCUGUGAAGCGCCAGUGGUACCAGGACUGGAUCGACAGCGCCGAUCGCAGCCGCCAACAGGCGCACGACUUGGCGCCGGGGCCGGAGGUGACCAGCGCGGCCAUCCUGGACGCCUUGAGGAAUCCAAAACCCAAGACGCGUUAUGUCGUGGCCAACGUGAAGCAUUUUCCCGCCUGGACGUUGACCACUUUGGCCUGGCUCCUACCAGAUCGAAUCAAGGACUUGAUCGUGAAAAAGUUUUGAAGUGAACGGAACCGCAAACGAAGAACAUCGAAGAACCAUAGCUUUGGUGGAUAUCGGAUGAUGCUUCCAAGAUGCUACAUAAACCAUGCACCUGUCCAUUCCGUUUCUAUUGAUACACUGGGGUGCCAAAAAAACUGGCCGGUCGUUUGGACUGCUGCGGUGGAAAAGC
Messenger RNA from Cladocopium goreaui, 869 nucleotides. The record is from the annotation of a GenBank genome assembly. NCBI's taxonomy places the organism in Eukaryota, Dinophyceae, Suessiales, Symbiodiniaceae.